Messenger RNA from Cynara cardunculus var. scolymus (artichoke), 1195 nucleotides. RefSeq lists its product as uncharacterized. The coding region runs from base 1 to 948 and encodes 315 amino acids. The transcript has 2 exons. NCBI's taxonomy places the organism in Eukaryota, Viridiplantae, Streptophyta, Magnoliopsida, Asterales, Asteraceae. The record is from RefSeq and is a predicted model, not a curated record.
AUGAAAUUAUUCUCUUUUCUUACAGUCUUGAUCAUCUGCUCAUUCUUUGAUCUGGCUCGCUCUGGGUUACUGGCCGAGCCGGCACAGCCGUUGAAACCACCCGACGACUCUACUCCCAAUACGGUUCCUUCAUUCCCGGUCCAGACUGAAUCAGAACUAUGCCGGUUAGAUUUAUCGGAUGAGCUAUUCGGCGGUGUAAACGCUGCCUGUGGUCGUAACCUCGAUAGAAGCAGGUGUUGUCCGGUGCUCGCAGCGUGGCUAUUCGCGGCACACGCUCGGUCGGCGCUGCAGGUGAAUGCUUCGGUUCCAGCGUCUUCCGAUGAAAUGCCGAUGAUGCCUGACGACUCUCAGAACUGUGUUAACUCAUUACAAAGUUCGUUGCAGAGCCGGAACAUCCAUAUACCUCAACCUAACUCCUCAUGCGACGCCGUAUUAUGCUUCUGCGGGAUCCGACUACACCAGAUUGGUUCACUCAGCUGCCCAGCGGCGUUCAAUAUCACGACGACGUCUCGGAAUGCAACUCCCACCGCUGCCGUCAGAAACCUUGAGAAGAAUUGCCGGAAUUCAUCUUACGCCGGUUGCACAAAAUGUCUCGGAGCUUUGCAAAAGCUAAACGAGGGGGGCAAAAACGGAACAAGAAAGAGGCAUCACGAGGGGGGUGAUAGGGCGAGCAAGAUAUUGACACGGGACUGCCAGCUAAUGGGGCUAACCUGGCUGCUAGCAAGGAACAAGACGGCGUACAUACCCACAGUGUCUGCUGUAUUACGCGCCGUCAUGUACAGUGCGCACCCACCCCACGAGUCCAGAUGCAGCCCCGAUCAGGAGAACAUGCCCUUGGCCGUCGAUUCAUUACAGUUCGAGAAAUCGGAGGCUUCUGCGUCACGUGCCGCUUUUCUUUUAUUGACAGUAUUACCCCUGGUUCUGUGGUUUUGUCAUUUUGAUUUGUGAUGGAUGGAUAAAGUGCAUGUUACCUGCCUGCUGCUACGGCUUUUGUUUUUCCUCAUUUGUGGAUUAGAGACCGCAUCACGUGAGAGGUUCGGGGAUACUUUUGUCUUUUUGCCUCGAGAGGGUACAUGUGUAUUAUUGGGACUUUUGGGUUCUUGGAUUGUAGUUAGUUGCCAAGGAAUUUUCAAUUCUUCUUUUAACUAUUUAAAUACUUGGAAAAUGUUAUAAUUAACUCAUAUAUUAGAAAAAG